GCAAUUCGUGUUGGGCCUAAAGGGCCCACGAAGUAGAUACUAAAGGAUGCCCUCAUCGAUGAAUGCUUUUGCCCGAACUCCUUCGACGACCGUCUUCCCCAAUCGCCUGCGUCUCUCUCUGAAUUGACAAGCUUAAAGACAAAGUCUUAAAUGGCUGGUCCAAGGAUUGCCCAUGCUACCUUGAAAGGUCCGAGUGUGGUUAAGGAGAUAAUAAUUGGAAUAACACUUGGCUUAGCUGCUGGUAGCGUGUGGAAGAUGCACCACUGGAAUGAACAGAGGAAAACCAGGACCUUCUACGAUUUACUGGAAAAGGGUGAGAUCAGUGUUGUUGCAGAGGAACAGUGAAAAUGUUCUUGUUUUGUUGCCUAUGCUCUCCAUUUAUAGGCUUUUUUUCCCAUGCUAUAUUCAAUUGGCUCUUCAACUGUAAAUGAGCCAACUUACUAUUAGAUUGAAAAGAAUAAGUUUCUUACACUGAUUGAGUACUAUGUUGGCUUGGAAAAGUUUCAUGCAGUUAUGUUUUUAUUUUGUGCUUGGCUUA
Messenger RNA from Glycine soja, 538 nucleotides. Its product is annotated as cytochrome c oxidase subunit 5C-2-like. The transcript is spliced from 2 exons. The record is from RefSeq and is a predicted model, not a curated record. The coding region runs from base 151 to 345 and encodes 64 amino acids. NCBI's taxonomy places the organism in Eukaryota, Viridiplantae, Streptophyta, Magnoliopsida, Fabales, Fabaceae.